Molecule: messenger RNA, 669 nt
Organism: Talaromyces rugulosus
Lineage: Eukaryota; Fungi; Ascomycota; Eurotiomycetes; Eurotiales; Trichocomaceae
Exons: 1
Coding region: 1-669 (222 amino acids)
Source: RefSeq, a predicted model, not a curated record
AUGGCUUCAGAAAAGAAACGUCCUUCCUUAACAGAUUCGGCUGAGAGUGUACCUGAAACCAAGAAGCUGCUUACUGCGAUAUCCACGCCCAGCAUGAACGGAAAUGGGACUGAUCGGAGCAACUCACAACCCGCAACGCUUCUAUUCAGGUCACAAGCAUUUUCCAUCCCACAACCCACAACGGUUUUAGCCAGCUCACAAGUGCUUUCAAUCCAACGUCCAUCCCCUUCUGCGGGACAUUAUUACAUGAUCCGCGACUCGGUAACUAGGCGGGUUAUUGCUAUUCGAGAGGGCAUUUUGAUUGUACUCCCAGAGUCAGAGAUUCGUCGUGACUUUCGCAAAGUUACCAGCCACUGGCUCUGUUACGAGCGGAGCCGCGUUUUGUGUUUUAAGAGUACAAUCACUGGCUGUUAUAUUGAUAUAAAGAAGAGCAAUGCCUCUUUGUUCCCCUUGAAAGCCGCCAAAGAAGUGCCACUCCAGAUGACUGGGACGGGAUAUUAUAGCUACUUCACCAUUCGAGUGCAGGAUGCUAGAGAGGGAACAUAUUCGUUGCUAAUGUGGAUUUCCAAUGGUCUUUGGCCGGUGAAAAUUAGUUCUUCCAACCAUGAGCAGCUUGUUGUGUGCUCUCAAGAUUACUCUGGAACAAUGUGGGAGUUCAUACCAGUGUAA